Messenger RNA from Cyphellophora attinorum, 1542 nucleotides. RefSeq lists its product as uncharacterized. The record is from RefSeq and is a predicted model, not a curated record. Lineage: Eukaryota; Fungi; Ascomycota; Eurotiomycetes; Chaetothyriales; Cyphellophoraceae. Bases 1 to 1542 code for a protein of 513 amino acids. The transcript has a single exon.
AUGCUGGGCGACGCAAAGGCAAGUUCAGCGCCGCCUCGGCCAGUAGACCAGACUCAACUCGCGACCCGGCUCCCCGUGACGAGACCACGAUAUGCCUCCCAACCGUCGCUUCCUACACGACCGACCCGCGCAUGGAAGCUAGUUGAUGCCAAUAAGAUCUUGACGAAAAGGAAGUAUGUCAAGAGGAAGCCCAAACCGGAGGACGCGAAGCAAAGCAGUACGGAACCAGAUCAGACACCAGAACAAGCAAAGACCGAGUCCUCGGAAGACUACCGGUCUGUGAGAAGUCUCUCGUGGCCCAGCCCCGAAGCAGACACUAUCCAUACAGGAGGACUUAGAGGGAAUCCAUUCGCGUGCUACCCUUCCAAUACACCUACUGUCCACCGGGCGCUGGACUUUCUGGUCAAAGAGAUAGGUGUGAAUGCUGUGCCUGGGACUGUGCACAAAGAUGGCUUUUCCCCGAAAGCCGCGGCAUUCAUGCAGAUGGGGUUCCAACACGAUGCAGUGUUUCAUGCUGUCGUAGCGUUCGCUCGAGCAUACGACGAGGUCGCAAACACGGGCUCAACUGAUCCAUCUGCACCUGUGCUCUACCACCGAGGAAAGGCUACACAACUGCUUUACGAGCGCUUGAAGGACCCAGCGACCAGAGCUGACGAUGCAUCAAUCUUAACCACAUUUCUUCUGGUCGACAACUCAUGGCGCUAUGGAGAAGAUGAGAUCGGUAAAGCCCACUACGGAGGUCUUCUGAAGAUGAUCGAGAUGCGUGGCGGGCUCGAGAACACCGACUUGCCUCCCGCCCUGAAAGCCUCCGUCGAUUUCGGAAACGUGACCAACUUGGGUGAUCAGCUAUCAGAAUCUACUGCGCCAGAGCUGCCUGACCUGAAGUACUGUGGUCACCCUUUCCCAGCACAAAUGUGCGGCCUGAUCGCCCGACUCCCCGAAGGCUACGCUCAAAUCGCCAUGCACGGCCAGCUGAGCUUGGAGACCAUGGCGACUAUCAUCUCAUUACGUGAAUGGCUCACCGCCGAUCCCGCUGAACGAACACCAGCUCCACACCGCCAGAUUGGUGCCGCUCGACGAUGCAUGGCCUCCUCCAAACCGCCCGACGGCUCACGCGUCGAAGAAGCCGUAUGCUUCGGCAUCGUCAUCACCGGCAUGCGCUCUUUCCACGCACGAUUUUCGCGCAUGGAUCAAUCCUUUCUGGACCGCAUCGUCACGCUAGGCGAGCAGUUUGACAAAGUCGCAAGCAGCAAAAAGAAGCACAGGAUACCUGAACGAGAACACGUGGCGUAUUUAACGAUGGUAGCCGUUGAGGCGUCCGACAGGUGCAUUGAGUUGCAGCCGCAUGUCAAGAAGCUUGUGGAUCUCCUCCUGGCGCGGGAAACUUUCGCGCGCUCCUGGGCGGGUAUGGAGGCGGCGAUCAAAAGGUUCUUCUGGGUGGACUUCGCGGCGGACAAGUGGAGGGAGUGCUGGCUGAAGCAUCUGAGGCGUGUUGAGGAGGAGAAGCAGAUUAAGAAGAGGCAAAGCAAGAGCCCUGGCUGA